This is a messenger RNA of Gymnodraco acuticeps, 2087 nucleotides long. RefSeq lists its product as uncharacterized. The transcript has 7 exons. The coding region runs from base 259 to 1005 and encodes 248 amino acids. Gene Ontology annotation, biological process: protein localization to plasma membrane. The record is from RefSeq and is a predicted model, not a curated record. NCBI's taxonomy places the organism in Eukaryota, Metazoa, Chordata, Actinopteri, Perciformes, Bathydraconidae.
UCCCAUAAAAGCAGGGCUUUCUGGAUGGUGGAAGACUGUCGCUGAGUGCAGCAAGGCAAUUGUGUGCUUGAAAAACCUGAACUACACUGACAUCAUAGGAUUAGGACUUUUUUUGUUCCAGUACUAAUCUUGAUCUGUAGGUAUGAGGCUGUCUUCAUGAGGAACUCCUGAAGAGGUCUAUCAUUGAGUGCUUUUAAGACAACUGGACUUGAGGAAUCCCUUUUUUAAUUAGUUUAUUUCCUUCUUCACCACCAAGACAUGGUUUUCUGGAUUAUCUUCCCAAUAUCCCUCUCCCUGGUGUCCUUCAUUGGAACAUGGACUGUAUAUGGCCUAGCGUUAGCUAACACACAUGUGUGCUCUCUCAGUGACUGGGGGAGUGACAACUAUUGCAAAGCAAAUCAUACCACUGGAUGUUGCUUGGUUCCCACUAUAAGCUCAAGUGGAACUAAAUCACCAGAAAACUCACUCUUCACAGCCACGAUCAACGCAGGAUCCUUUCUGUUCCUGCUCUUCUGUAUAUUCCACCAUGCUCAUAUUAUGGAGAGACACAGAUGUCAUUCCAUGCUGAGCAAGUUUGCGCUGGUCUUUGGUGUGGUGGCAGCCUUGGGGGCAUUCACAGCUGGAAACUGUAAUCCGGGUGACCUGGCACUGCCUCACUACUUCGGAGCUGCCAUCAGUUUCAUGUGUAUCUGCUUCUCCACUGUGUUGCUCACCUCACUGACCGGCAAGUGUGUGCUGACAGGAUAUGAGAGGGCUCUCUAUCCGCUCCGCAUCGUCUCCACUGUGGUUCAAACCAUCGUUACCAUCUGCUAUACUGUUUUGUUUGCCCAGGACCAGUACUUUUACGUUCACUUGUCGGCUAUAUUUGAGUGGAUGCUCAGCGUCAACCUGGAGCUGUUUGAGCUCAGCUUUGCUGUGGAGUUUUGUUUCUUCUCAUCCUUCAUGAUCUCAAAUCUGCUGACCAAACGAGAGGAGGAAAAGCCUUUGAUUAUAUCGAUGUCUUGAUAUGAGGCCCCCACGGUCCAGGUGCAGCACAUAAGCAGGGAGGAUGGACUGGGUAGCACAUCUGUGAAGACAUCUGUGGCUGGACCUUGGCUUGGAGAACAGUGAUGAACUUUUUCACUGCUCGGGUGGAUUAAUAGUUAUUUAUGAAUUAGGAGAACUUUUGUUUUCGACCUUUGGAUACAGUAGCCUAAACUUUUUUUAAACCAGGCAUAUCUGAUUCUUAUUCCUUAUUUAUUGAAACAAAGUUGAAUAGCAAAUGAACAAAACAUGAUAAAUUCCUUUUAUCAUGUUGAUGCUCUGCCAACAGAACAAUGAACUUUGAUAUGUUACACUCUAAGAAUCCUUAUACGUUUAUCAGUUGUAUUGUGCAAUGACUUGUUAUACUAUUUUAACAUGAACAAUUCCUCAUUAGUUACACUGAUAAGGAUCAGAUUUACUGAAAAUGUCACUGAUGUCAGCUUCCAAUUAUAUUCCUUAAGCACUUGUAUAUAGCUUUGACACUUUAUUAAAUCAUGACCACUGUGUACACUCUCAAGUCCUGUUACUCUGCUGAUUGUACCUUGAAGUGUGGUACUAGGGCGGAGUGAGAUAAAAAACAACCCGUUCAGGUAUUUUCAGUCCCUGUGGCGUCACUAAAUCCUGUUUGACUGCAUGACUAAGGGGCAGCCGAAUAAUAGAUCUGUCAGUGUGUUCUGAAAACAAUGACGUUAAAAUCCUCACCAGGUUACCGUUCCAGAAGAAUGUACUAGUUUUAGGCGUGGUGGGUGAAUCUUUUUUACGUGAAAACUAGAGUAAGGAUUCCUCAAUGUAAUGUACCUUUAAAGAUACAUUUAUAGGUAACUUACUGACAUGUAUUUUCUCCCGUUUCUGUAGUGAUGGGCUCCUACUUUAAUGCAAUAUUUGUGCCAAAGUUAUAACAGGCUGCUAGACAUACAGUAACUCACAAGUGUACGUAUUUUUAAUGCCCACUAAACAAGACAACAUGCUUUCGGGUUUUAAUGCAAAGCACUUAACCUUUACUUGAAAAGAAGGUAAUAUACAUCCUGGAAUUACAGAUAAUAAAGAUACAUUAUUAGCAAAAU